UUUGUUUAUGAUGGAUGUAGUGUUGUGAUUGUUUCUCUUUAAAUAAGUUUGUGAUAGUUUUGUAGGAAUUAUUCGAAAUUUAAAAAUUAUGUUUAGUAAGAUUUUUCUUUAUCGGAUAUGCUUGUAGUUUUUAUUUCACAAGAAAAGGAAAUAUUCUUUAAGAAGUUUUGUGCAACAACUAAUCUUGUGCUUUAAUAAUUUUUUUAGAUAGUUUAACUGUUUUAAUAUAGAAGAACGUUUUUCUGCAAGAAAUGUAAUGAAGCAUUUCGUAUGAGUUUUCACUAUAGCUGAUGUACUUUGAGUAUUAAAAAUGUUUGCCUUACAUUUCUCUUGAUAGCAAUCUACAGGGAAAGCGGAAAAUGUUUUACAAAAUUGUUCACGAUAGUUAUAACAACUAAAAUUUUAGUUUUCUAUAACUUUAAAAAAGUUAAACCAGAUUAGAAAUGCCUGGUAACCAACCAACUACCACAUCUCCUCAUCUUUCAUCAUCUAGCCAAUCUAAGAGUUCCCUAGUUCGAUCUAAAAGUCUGAGGCUCCCUAUAUCUAAGCCAAAGACAGAGCAAGUACCUAGUACAUUGACUCGCCAUGGAAGUAUAAGAGGGCCUAGAAAUCAGUCAUCUACUUUGCAAAAUUCGAAAUCCUCACACCUGUCAGUUUUCAGAAAACCUUUGCUUAAGCCAAAGCCACAUAUAGGUAAUUCUAAGAGUAGUGAAAGUUUGGAGAAAUCUGUACACAAUACAGAUGGAGAAUUGAAGAAAACUGCUUGCAGAUCACCAAAUAAGCAUAUUGAUGGCAAGGGUGUGACCUUUACUGAUAUGCAUCCGACUCCAUCUGAUUCACCAACAAGUUUACAUAGUGAUAAAAGCCAGUCUCAAGAUGCUAAUUCUUGGUGUACAACUGAUUUAGUUGCUCAUCUCAGAAGGCUUGCAGAAGAACAUGAAAAGCUCCAGGUAGAGUAUGCCAGACUUAGAAUACAGUUAGUGGAAAAUGUUGCAUUUCAUCCUGUAUCCUUGUUGCGACGAGAUCAGCAACAUCUAUCUCAUUCAGAUUCGCAUUUGGCAUCAAUUCCUGAAAAUUGCUCAGAUAGCAGUGCUUCAGUAGAUGAAAGUCAACAGCAAGUUCAGGUGCAAGAAACUCUUAUCCAAAAUUACCGUAGUGAGAUUUUUAGGUUACAGGAAGAGAAUAGAAAAAUUCAGAGGAAGUACUGGGAGCAAGUUCUUAAUUCCGAACUGGUUGAAGAUGAAGCUUGCAAUGGUGCAUCACAGCAAGUUGUGGAUCUUAUAGACAAGCUAGAUGAAAAAGAGAAAG
Molecule: messenger RNA, 1308 nt
Organism: Stegodyphus dumicola
Lineage: Eukaryota; Metazoa; Arthropoda; Arachnida; Araneae; Eresidae
Source: RefSeq, a predicted model, not a curated record